This is a messenger RNA of Zasmidium cellare ATCC 36951, 948 nucleotides long. RefSeq lists its product as uncharacterized. The record is from RefSeq and is a predicted model, not a curated record. Bases 1 to 948 code for a protein of 315 amino acids. The transcript has 2 exons. NCBI's taxonomy places the organism in Eukaryota, Fungi, Ascomycota, Dothideomycetes, Mycosphaerellales, Mycosphaerellaceae.
AUGGAGCAAGGCGUCCUCGAGCAACUGCUCGAUUUCGAUGUCGACCGCUACCUAAACCCAUGGAUCCCUCAUAACCGACUCUACAUCCUGCCGAAACCGAUCUCGCGCUGGCUCGGAUACCGCUCAGAACCUGCCAAAGAACCAUAUCAAGUCCUCCAGUGGCCCAUCACAUUCGCCGCCACAGUUGCAGGACUAUGUCUCGUGGGAGGAAUCGGCAACUACGCACCUGGCAUCACGACAUGGCAUCCGCCUGUAGUCAUCGCAUCUCUGGGCGCCAGCGCAGUGCUCGACUUCAACACGAUCAAAUCACCACUCUCGCAGCCGCGGAACUCAGUGAUCGGCAAUACAUUGGCUGCGAUUUGCGGCGUGUGUAUUGCGAAACUCUUCCAGCUCAACUCGAACUUCAACAACAUCCAAUGGGUCUCGGGAGCCGUUGGCUGUGCGCUGGCAUCGUGGGUGAUGAGCUUGACGAAUACGAUUCAUCCUCCAGGCGGCGCAACGGCAGUCCUCGCUUCGACGGAGAUGCAUGUUAUAGCCAUGGGAUGGCGAUAUAUCCCUAUCGUGCUGCUGGAUAGUGUGCUCAUGGUCUGUGUUGCGCUCAUCUUCAACAACAUCUUGAGGCAGUACCCCAUGUACUGGUGGUCACCGAACAACACGGGUCGCAAAUUGAAGCAGGAACGGCGUGAGGCGAAGGAGGAUAAAGUUGCAGAGGAGAAGCGGGUUGAAGAAGGAAAAAGACCAGCGAAGCCGAUAUCAGACACGAGCAGUGAUCGAACCCUUCGCCGAGAGUUGAGCAACCGCGUCGACUUCGUCGAUGGUAUCGAGGAUGUACGCAUCCGUCCAUAUAAGAUUCAGCUUCCACAUCACGUUGAGCUGAGCGAUGAGGAGAUCAUGGUGGUAGAGAGGAUUCAAGAACGACUCAGGACGCAUGGCGAGGUUGGAUUGUAA